Molecule: messenger RNA, 2473 nt
Organism: Lolium rigidum
Lineage: Eukaryota; Viridiplantae; Streptophyta; Magnoliopsida; Poales; Poaceae
Product: wall-associated receptor kinase 3-like
Exons: 4
Coding region: 109-2334 (741 amino acids)
Biological process (GO): protein phosphorylation; cell surface receptor signaling pathway
Cellular component (GO): plasma membrane
Molecular function (GO): ATP binding; calcium ion binding; protein serine/threonine kinase activity
Source: RefSeq, a predicted model, not a curated record
GUGCUUUGUUCAUUCGUCUAUUUAUGGGCCAAAAUUGCACCAUUAAUUGUCAGCUAGGAGCUCAGAGGAACACAAUACGCACGCUUCACGCACCCGUCACCGUCAAUUAUGAAGCUGGGGCGUUCUCCGCUUCUUCUCUCUGGCCAUCUUCUUCUUUGCGUUCCGGCGAUUUGGGUGCUGGCCACUGCCGAUGUAGCGGCCGGCCAGCGUCCCGGCUGCCCGGCAAAGUGCGGCGACGUCGACAUCCCGUUCCCGUUCGGCGUUGGCGAUGAGUGCGCGUUCAGCGGCGGCUUUGACAUCAACUGCACGAGCGUUGAUAACGCCACGAAGCCUCUUUGGGGGAGUCAGGAGGUGACCAAGAUCUCCCUGCCUGACGCUAAGAUCUGGAUGAAUGUUAGGGCGAUCUCCUCGCAGUGCUAUUACUCAUCCACUGGCACUAUGAACUACUCUAAUAUAUGGUGGAACCUCACCAGUUCACCAUUAUGGAUAUCGGAAGUGGAUAACUCAAUUAUCGUCAUCGGGUGCAAUACUCUAGCUUAUAUGAAGAGCUCUUCGUAUGCAAUAGGUUGCUAUGCGACAUGCACUGACGUCACCCUCGAGAAUGGAAAAUGCUCUGGUGCCGGCUGCUGCGAAGCCGAGAUCCCAAAAGGCACUGUGGAUUAUCAUGGCUAUUUCAACCAAUACUAUAACACGACAAAAAUAUGGCAAAAGAGUCCUUGCAGCUACAUGGUACUGAUGGAAAAGGAUGCUUUCAGUUUCAACACCAGCUAUGUCAAUCCGAUGGUGUUUUAUGAUACAUACCAGGGUGCAGUUCCCAUGGUCCUGAACUGGCGAAUACGGCCAUCGACUUGCGAGGAAGCUAAAAAGAACAUGAGAGCUUAUGCCUGUGUCAGCAGGGAUAGCAAAUGUGUUGAUGCCACCAUCGGCUUGACGGCAGGUUACCGUUGCAAUUGCUCGGAUGGUUACAAAGGCAACCCUUACAUCGUGGAUGGAUGCCAAGAUAUUAACGAGUGCCUUGAAACUGCUAAUCCUUGCGGCCCUGAGAUGAUCUGCCAGAACACGCCGGCGAAUUUCAGCUGCUCAUGUCUCCCAGGAAAUUAUAUGACGCACGGCGUUUGCGUGCCAAAUCAAAAGCGUUCCCGUUUUCGGCCCAUGCCUGUUGUUGGUGCAUGUAUUGGACUAGUCGUGUUUGUGAUAUUCAUAGCAUGUGCAUGCUUGGUCCAAGAGAGAAGAGAGCUACGGAAAAUGAAACAGAGCUACUUUCGGCAGCAUGGAGGUCUCAUAUUAUUUAACGAGAUGAAGUCAAAAGAGGGCAAUGCAUUCAAAAUCUUCCACGAGGAAGAAUUGCAGCAGGCAACUGACAACUUUAGUGAAAAACAAGUCCUGGGUCAUGGAGGACAUGGAACCGUGUACAAGGGACUUCUCAAGGGUAACGUGGAAGUAGCUGUGAAGAAAUGUAAGACGAUCGACGAGCAACACAAGAAAGAGUUCGGUAAAGAGAUGGCAAUCCUAUCCCAGAUCAACCACAAAAAUAUUGUGAAGCUCCUCGGUUGUUGCCUCGAAGUGGAAGUCCCCAUGCUGGUGUACGAGUUCGUUCCAAACGGUACGCUCUUCCAUCUCAUACACCGCAACCAUGGCCGGUGUAUCUCCUUGGCUACUCGCUUAGGGAUCGCCAUCGAAUCUGCGGAUGCGCUCACCUACCUUCACUCGUCGGCUUCAACACCCAUCCUACAUGGAGACGUCAAGUCCCCCAACAUCCUCCUCGAUGGCAACCUUAGCGCGAAAGUCUCUGACUUUGGCGCCUCCAUCCUGGCACCAACUGAUGAGUCACAGUUCGUCACACUUGUACAAGGGACAUGUGGUUACCUCGACCCGGAGUACAUGCAAACAUGCUAUUUGACAGACAAGAGCGACGUGUAUAGCUUUGGGGUUGUUCUUGUUGAGCUCCUCACGGGAAGAAUACCUUUCAAUCUUGAUGCCCCAGAGAAAGAGAAGAGUCUAGCAAUGAUGUUUAUGUCUGCAAUGAAGGAGAAUAGGUUGGCUGACAUAUUAGAUGACCAGGUCAAGGGUGAAGACAACAUGGAGAUUCUUGAAGAGAUCGCAGAGAUAGCAAAGCACUGUUUGGAUAUGUGUGGUGAUAACAGGCCCUCAAUGAAGGAGGUUACAGAGAAGCUUGAUGGACUGAUGAAGGUGAUGCAGCAUCCGUGGGUGCAAGAGAACCCCGAAGAGAUGGAAGGCUUGCUUUCCGAGCCCAUGGCCAACUCGACGAUCGCUAGUGCUGAAUAUUUCAGAAUUGAGAAAAAUGCUAUUAAUGCUAUGCAAUCUGGUCGUUAAGUAAUAUAUUGUUUUAUUCUUCUAUUUUUUUUAAACAUUAGAGUGAUCAAAUGUUAUAUGCUAUUGUAAAAGAUUUUUGGUAUGUGUAUAUUUUUGAAAUAUGCCAAUAUAUCAUUUGUAUGAAUUGACUUUCGAAAUC